CCUCGGGUGCGCUCCUGGGCGCUCGCCGCCGCCGCCGCCGCGCCUUGAGUCAGCAAACUCCGUGGUGUUCCCGGCCCCGCGCCGCCGCCCAGGACUGCGCGUUGACCGUGUCCUGAGCUGAAGAUGUUUCCUGAGCAACAGAAAGAGGCACACGGAUUUGUUAAGGAGAAGUAGGAAAGAGCUCCAGAGAGCAGGAGAGUUCCACAGGAGAACGUGCCCAUAACCUAUUUACCUUCCCGGCCAUUGAUUCACUAAGGAUUGGCUGUUUGCAAAAAUCGUGUGGGAGCCCGAGGGAUGGUGCAGUGAUUAAAAGAGUUCGUAAGUGUCUGGGUCCGAGACCCCAGGAUCCAGAAGGAGGACUUUUGGCACUCCUAUAUCGACUAUGAGAUCUGUAUCCAUACUAAUAGCAUGUGUUUUACCAUGAAAACAUCUUGUGUACGAAGAAGGUACCGAGAAUUCGUGUGGCUGAGGCAAAGGCUCCAAAGCAACGCGUUGCUGGUACAAUUACCAGAACUUCCAUCUAAAAAUCUAUUUUUCAACAUGAACAAUCGCCAGCAUGUUGACCAGCGCCGUCAGGGCUUGGAAGAUUUCCUUAGAAAAGUCCUGCAGAACGCCCUGCUGCUCUCAGACAGCAGCCUCCACCUCUUCCUGCAGAGCCACCUCAACUCCGAGGACAUUGAAGCAUGCGUCUCUGGGCAGACCAGGUACUCCGUGGAAGAAGCGAUUCGCAAGUUUGCCUUGAUGAAUAGACGGUUCCCCGAAGAAGACGAAGGAAAAAAGGACAACGAUGUAGAUUAUGAUUCAGAGAGUUCAUCCUGUGGACUUGGACACAGUAGUGAUGACAGCAGUUCCCAUGGAUGUAAAACAAGCCCAAGCCCGGCCCUGCAGGAGUCCUGAGAAGGAAUCCUGGGGCCACCACCUUAGGCACAGAAUCACGCCCAGCCGGAGAGAACGCUUGCUCACAAUAGAUCCUUAUCUAAUGCCACUGUUGCUGUCUUAGGUAGUUAAACACUUACAGUGGUGGGUUCUUAGUGGUAGUGUUUUUACGUUGUCUAAUUUUAGCCAGGCUUCUGUAUAAAGCCGUGAGGUCUGUGAAUGCCAUACAACCCUCUAUUGCUAUAUAAUACGUGUAAAUACAAUCCUGCUCUCAAGUGAGGUGAGUUACAUGCUGUAUAUAUAAAAAUGAAGUCCAGCUGGUCUAACUGAAUUUUAAAGAGCUAGGUGUAUCAGUAGCAUUUCAAGCCAGACGGAGCCUCCCUGCAGUGUCAACAGUAAACAGAGAGUGACUGGAGUCACGGCACGUCACACCGCCUCUUUGACACGCGGCUCUUGUUUUGUGGAGAAUCCCACUACUCUGGAAAAUGCUUUGCUUUUGGGUGUUUGAUUGACAUAUUUAAGAGUAUUUAAGCUUUCCAGUAUACUAUUUCACAUGUAAAUGGAAAAUAUGUCUUACAAAUAAAGACGUAUUAAAAUGAUGUUUACAUCUUAGAGGGAAGAAAUAGAAAAUAUGCCCGUGAUUUUGCUUAAAUUUGCCAUCCGUGGAUUUAGAAAUACAUUCUCACUGUCCAAAAAUGAGCUUAAACAUGGCUUCUGGCAACAAGUCAUUUUACCAUUGUGUAGUUAGAAUCAUAGCUUAUGGUUUAUUUUCUGAUAUUAAAAAAAUGUGCAUUAAAAAAAUCACCUGGUAACUUUGGUCAGUGGUGGCUCCUCACAACGUAUCUUAAAGUUAGAAGAAGGUAUUUAUAAGAUUUAAGUUAAUUUUACCCGUAAAUACUUCAAUAACUUUGGAGUGGAAGACAGGUUGCUAAUGUCAGAGCUCAUAUUGUUUUAGAAGUCCUUUCUUUUAAGGUAUCUACCUGAAGAUUGGCUUAAUUUGAAUAAAAUAGUUUCUCUCUCUCUUUGUGGCCUGAAGAUAAGAUGUCUUGGGUCACUGUGGGCUUCCAGUUUCAGAUGGGGCAGCAUUUUCCUGGGAUAAUUAGCCGAGUCCUUCCCGUUAGUGAUGCAGAGCAUCUUCGGUAGCUGAAAGAAGGUAUUUUCACCCAUGUGGGAUAACUUGUUGCUUUCAAUGAAUGGCUCCUGCUCCCAUUGGGUGCAAAAGCUACUGCAAAAACACUUGGGUGUUUAGUCAUUAUUGUGAUUAAUAAAAAGUUACUGGAUUGUCCUUUGUCACACUUGUUUCAAAGAAUUGGUAAAAAAAGAAACAGAAACAUUACAUUUAGAGUAAGGGUGAUUAUUUUAAUUUCUCCUUUUUAAAAAAUUCUGUCUGAAACAUAUAUGAAACAUCUGUAAGUGUUCUGAUUUAGUGUCUUGGAUCUUGUCCUCAAAUAUGAAUUUCCUGCCGGAAGAAAAGGGUUUGGCAGCUGCUUCUCUGGCUGCAUGGAAAGUUUUAAUGCAGUUCCCACUCCUCAGUAGUAGACACGAAUUCACAACGUUUAUGUUCUACAGCAUCUUUGAAAAGCAUAUAUUGUGUCACCAGUUAUCCAGCUGCUUCUUGAUGAGAUAAUAAUGUAACCAUUGAAGUUAAUAUAUUGACGCUUAAUAUUUGCUCUGUAAACUUCACGAGGUUAUUGUUUUCACAUUAAACAUAAAAAACUGGCA
Molecule: messenger RNA, 2598 nt
Organism: Mesocricetus auratus (golden hamster)
Lineage: Eukaryota; Metazoa; Chordata; Mammalia; Rodentia; Cricetidae
Gene: Snx10
Product: sorting nexin 10
Exons: 8
Coding region: 409-897 (162 amino acids)
Biological process (GO): intracellular protein transport
Molecular function (GO): phosphatidylinositol binding
Source: RefSeq, a predicted model, not a curated record